Molecule: messenger RNA, 1483 nt
Organism: Hippocampus zosterae (dwarf seahorse)
Lineage: Eukaryota; Metazoa; Chordata; Actinopteri; Syngnathiformes; Syngnathidae
Product: fibroblast growth factor 4-like
Exons: 4
Coding region: 45-515 (156 amino acids)
Biological process (GO): positive regulation of protein phosphorylation; positive regulation of gene expression; positive regulation of cell population proliferation
Cellular component (GO): cytoplasm
Molecular function (GO): growth factor activity; fibroblast growth factor receptor binding
Source: RefSeq, a predicted model, not a curated record
CUCCAGUCAUCAGCGGGGAGAGACAAACCAUACUCGGUGCACUGAUGGGGGCCAGAAGCAGAUCCUGGGACAAGAGGGAGCUCACUGAUGGAGAUGGCGAAUAUCUGAGGGGGAUCAAGAGAAUCAGAAGGCUCUACUGCAAUGUUGGCAUCGGGUUUCACCUCCAAGUUUUACCAAAUGGGAAGAUCACAGGUGUACAUAGUGAGAACGGUUACAGCCUUCUGGAAAUUUCUCCUGUGGAGAGAGGAGUGGUGACUUUGUUUGGAGUUAGAAGUCAUCUCUUCAUUGCCAUGACUGAGAAAGGGAAACUAUAUGGCUUGCGUGACUACAGUGAUGACUGCAAGUUCAAGGAGAGCCUUCUGGAUAACAACUACACUGCAUAUGAAUCAGCAGCUCCCCCUAGCAUGUACAUCGGCCUCAGCAAGGCUGGCAAAACCAAGAAAGGAAAUCGGAUCACACCCACCAUAGCCAUGACACACUUUUUUUACAAGGAUGUGAAUGACAUCAACCCAUAACAAGACAGAUUCUGUUGGUUGGUUGAUGCAUUUUUAUAAUCCCAAAAUGCACAGAUUUUACGGGAGAAAAUAGUUCUGCACAUCCUGUAAUUUAUUACUUUACAACCUUUUAAAAUAUAUGAAUUCAUAUUUGACUUAGUACUUUGUGUAUGUACAGGUACAGUAUAUGCAGUUUGUUGCAACAAAAAAAAAAGCUUUUGAGUUGUCAAAUGUACAGGCUGUUAUAUGUACUUUACCCCACAAGAGGGCAGGAUACAUAAACGUAGUGCUGCAAGUGGCAAGGUACUAUCUACGGAGCCCCUAAGGCAGGCAUGUCCAAAGUCCGGCCCGGGGGCCAAAUCCGGCCCGCGGUCGAAUUUCAUCCGGCCCUCGGCCCCUGUCAUAAAAUCAGUGCCGUCUGGCCCGCAGGUUGGACGCAAUGGAACAACGUGUUGCAUUGACUGAGGUCUCGUAGACUGGUGAGUGAUGUUUCAUAGAGUACUGCUUCCCUCUAGUGGCUAAAUGAGUAAUAGCAUUCACUAAAUGAGUAAUAGCAUAUAGACACUAGAGGGCAUCACUCACGAGUUAACAAGACAUCACUCCGUGUUUAUAUUGACUGAUAUGUCAUAUUUCAAAUGAUCCUUGCAGUUGUGGAUAUGUGUAUUGCUUGUUCAUUUCCCUGUUGUUCGAGUCAAAGGUUUUGUGACUAUUGAAAAGUCAUGGUGAUACAUUUUAUGUUUCAAAUCAAUCAAUUUGCACUCAGGAGACUUCUGUUUAAGAAAAAGUCAAGUGAAUAAGCAGUUGCAUGUGAUAUACCCGUUUCAAAUGAACCAAAAGAAAUUCUUAAGAUUGUUGAAAUUAAAAUAAAAAUGGAAAUGUGAAACAGACUGGCUUACUAAAAUUUGUUGAACAAUAUUGUUGUUCAAUGUAAAGAAUGUCAGCCAAGGUCGGCCCCCCGACAUUUUACCACAUAAAAUCUGGCCCCCUUG